Messenger RNA from Gloeophyllum trabeum ATCC 11539, 877 nucleotides. RefSeq lists its product as uncharacterized. The transcript is spliced from 3 exons. The record is from RefSeq and is a predicted model, not a curated record. NCBI's taxonomy places the organism in Eukaryota, Fungi, Basidiomycota, Agaricomycetes, Gloeophyllales, Gloeophyllaceae. Bases 68 to 877 code for a protein of 269 amino acids.
CUCCAAAAACCUUAACCCUCGGACUCUUCCCAAUACUAUCCACAGCCUAUCUGCAUAGACCUCUAGAAUGCUUUCGAGGACGCGCAUAUCUAGUGCGCUCAGAACGUCUCUACGCAGCCGGUCAUUCUGGUCCAAGACUGCUCCGGACCCCUCACUACACGCUACAGUAGCCCCUCACCACCUCUACCUCUUCCUACACUCCCGCGUACCUCCGAUGGAAGCGCCGAGUCGCCCCGUGUCGUCUCUACGUGUCACUUUGCAACGGAGUCUUUCUCAGUUCGGCGGCAUAGUCAACUUCUCCUGGGCCCCAGACCAGCUCGAAACGGAGACCCACGGAAACAGAGAGAGGUACAAAGCGACCGCAUAUUCUCGGACUGGCGGCCGCCUGGAUCUAGACGAAGUGAGCUCAGACAAUAUGCAGGAUGUUCUUCAUGUCCUAGGGAGACAUGCGAGAGGAGAAGCGAAAGCAGGAGCAAACACAGAUGAUAGGUACGCGGUUGACAUGUACGUGUGUACGCAUAAAGACCGGGACUGUCGGUGUGGAGAGCAUGGAUACGCUGUGGUGCAGGCGUUGAGAGAAGAGGUUGCGCGACGGAAGACGAAUCCGGCCGACGCUGCACAUAGAAUCCGGUUGAUCGGAGAGACUACUCAUGUUGGCGGGCACAAAUAUGCUGCGAACGUCCUGAUAUACCCCCAUGGCGAUUGGCUGGGAAACGUACGACCGGAACAUGUGCCGUCUAUAGUGGAUGCUGUUCUCCAACUACCAGCUCGACCGUCCUCGGAGCAUGAGCCUCCAUUAUUACCGGCCCUUUGGCGGGGACGGAUGGGGCUCAGCAGUGAUCAACAGUCGUCACUAUACGAGAAGUAUUCCUCUUAG